Puntigrus tetrazona (Sumatra barb) is the source of this 1718-nucleotide messenger RNA. RefSeq names its product purinergic receptor P2X, ligand-gated ion channel, 4b (gene p2rx4b). Gene Ontology annotation, molecular function: purinergic nucleotide receptor activity; extracellularly ATP-gated monoatomic cation channel activity; ATP binding. NCBI's taxonomy places the organism in Eukaryota, Metazoa, Chordata, Actinopteri, Cypriniformes, Cyprinidae. Gene Ontology annotation, biological process: response to ATP; monoatomic cation transmembrane transport. The transcript is spliced from 12 exons. The record is from RefSeq and is a predicted model, not a curated record. Bases 418 to 1611 code for a protein of 397 amino acids. Gene Ontology annotation, cellular component: plasma membrane; nuclear inner membrane.
UUUUUUUAGGUUUCUUUAUAGUUCUAGCCAUACUAAAUGCGCUGUCAAGUAUUAAGACGCUACAGUGAAGCAAAUGCAGUGAGAAAACUAAUGGGUCAUGUAUCAAAAAUAUACCAGUUGAGCAGUUGGUCGUUACUAAAGGUGUUCAACCACUUGAUUUACAUGAGUUUCACACUGUAAUAGAUACUGGUUUGCAAAUGUGAGGAGUGCAAAUGUCAGUGAGUACCUAACAGAUGUUUAACCAAAUAUCUGCAUGUGGAAGGCAGUGCAUAUCUUAAAACUUUCAUUAAUCCUACAAGAUAAGAAGUUCCAUGCAAAGCACGUGUAAAUUAGCUGAAAAGCGUAGUAGAUGCUGACACACACAGCUUUUUCUCCUCACAUCAAUGCUGAAGCUUCAUAGUGGACACUUCUUCAGCAAUGGGCUGCAAGGACUGCUGCGGGGUUUGCCUCCAAUGUCUCUUUGGUUAUGAAACCAAUGUAAUGCUGGUUAUUAAUAACAAAGCUUUGGGAGCCCUCUUCAGACUGAUCCAGCUGUUAAUCAUCAGCUAUGUUGCUGUCUAUGUCUGCUGGAUUCAGCGUGCUUACCAGGAGACGGAUUCAGUGAUCAGCUCCGUCAGCACAAAGGUGAAAGGAAACUUUCUGACUAAUUCAUCCACUGAGGGUGUUCAUGUUUGGGACGUGCCUGAAUACGUUGUCCCACCCCAGGGAGAAAACUCUUUCUUUGUUGUAACAAAUGUGAUUCUGACUCCAGGCCAGACACAGAGCAAGUGUCCCGAGAUUCCAAGUGAAUCCACUAAGUGUGACUCUGACAGUGAUUGCGUAGCGGGACACAAUGACGUCCAUGCCGAUGGUGUUCAGACUGGACAUUGUGUGCAGUAUUCUGAUACCAUCAAAACCUGUGAGGUGCAGGCAUGGUGCCCGCUCGAAAAUGACGGUGUCAUUCCAAAACCAGCUAUUCUAGGUGCGGCAGAGGAUUUCACUGUGCUCGUCAAAAACAACAUACAAUAUCCAAAGUUCAAUUUUAAAAAGCGAAAUAUUUUGCAUCACAUCAACUCCACAUACUUAAAAAACUGCACCUUUGAUCGUAAAACAGACCCACACUGUCCUAUUUUUCGUCUGGGAAACAUGGUAAAAGAGGCAGGAGAGGACUUCAGCGUCAUGGCUCUUAAAGGUGGUAUUAUUGGGAUUUUCGUUGACUGGAAUUGUGACUUGGACUUCCCAGAACGCUUCUGCAUUCCCAAGUAUUCUUUUAGCAGACUGGACAACAAAAAUCCCGAAAAUAAUGUUGCCCCUGGCUACAAUUUCCGAUAUGCAAAAUAUUUUAAAAACAAUGAAAACGUUGAAACACGGACAUUGAUAAAGGCCUUUGGAAUCCGCUUUGAUGUCAUUGUGUUUGGGAAGGCUGGUAAAUUCAAUAUUGUGCCCACUAUUGUCAAUCUUGGCGCCACUCUAGCCUUUCUUAGCUUGGUGGCUGCUGUUUGCGACUGGGUCAUGCUUACUUGUACGAAGGAUCGUGACUACUAUGCCAAACAUAAAUUUAUUCACGCAGACCAAAAAGGUGACAGCAUGCCACUGAGCUCCAUGGAGACAGGCUCAUACGGGACUCCAUGAUGGAGUGAACUGGACACUUUCACCAUGCUUAAAACAUGUAAAACUCAAUAUGUUUUGUGUAUAUAUAUAUACGUAUACACAAUUCACACACUACUCUUCAAAGGUUU